This is a messenger RNA of Manduca sexta (tobacco hornworm), 3039 nucleotides long. RefSeq names its product endoplasmic reticulum chaperone BiP (gene Hsc70-3). Gene Ontology annotation, cellular component: endoplasmic reticulum lumen; nucleus; membrane. Lineage: Eukaryota; Metazoa; Arthropoda; Insecta; Lepidoptera; Sphingidae. Bases 231 to 2609 code for a protein of 792 amino acids. Gene Ontology annotation, molecular function: porphobilinogen synthase activity; ATP-dependent protein folding chaperone; misfolded protein binding. The transcript has 8 exons. Gene Ontology annotation, biological process: tetrapyrrole biosynthetic process; protein refolding; endoplasmic reticulum unfolded protein response. The record is from RefSeq and is a predicted model, not a curated record.
CACGCGGACUCGGCGCAGAACCCUGUGAUCCGAGCGCUGCCGAGGCUCCGCGCGGAGCUGCCGUCGCUGCUGCUGGCGUGCGACGUGUGCCUCUGCCCGUACACCUCGCACGGACACUGCGGCCUGCUGACCGACUCCGGCGCAAUCGACCAUGCUGCAUCUGUUAAAGGAUCGCGGAGGUCGCACUCGCUUAUGCAUUGGCUGGUGCUCAAAUCGUGGCGCCCUCGGACAUGAUGGAUAAUAGAAUAAAGGCUAUCAAGGAGGCCUUGGUCUCUGUCAAGUUGCAAAACCAGGUGUCGCUGCUGUCGUACUCGUGCAAGUUCGCGUCGUCCAUGUACGGCCCGUUCCGCGACACGAUGAAGAGUUCUCCGAUGUCGGGCGACCGCAAGUGCUACCAGCUGCCGCCCGGCGCCGCCGCGCUCGCCGCCCGCGCCGCCGCUCGCGACGUGGCGGAGGGCGCGGACUUCCUGAUGGUGAAGCCGGGCCUGCCGUACCUGGACAUCGUGCGGCAGACCAAGGACAAGUUCCCGAACCACCCGCUCUUCAUUUAUCAGGUAUCCGGUGAAUACGCGAUGAUCUCUCGCUCCGGGGAGAGUGAGGAUGUGAGUACAAUGCUCAUGGAGGUACUCACGUGCAUGAGGAGAGCGGGUGAUUUGUGUGCAAUGGUGCUGGUGGUCGCGGCGGUGUGCGCCGACGACAAGAAGGAGAAAGACAAAGACAUCGGCACAGUGAUCGGUAUCGACUUGGGUACCACCUACUCAUGUGUUGGUGUGUACAAGAACGGACGAGUGGAAAUCAUUGCCAACGACCAGGGUAACCGUAUCACCCCCUCAUACGUGGCUUUCACUGCCGACGGCGAGCGUCUCAUCGGUGACGCCGCCAAGAACCAGCUGACCACCAACCCCGAGAACACUGUCUUCGAUGCCAAGCGUCUUAUCGGUCGUGAGUGGGGCGACACCACCGUCCAGCACGACAUCAAGUUCUUCCCCUUCAAGGUCAUUGAAAAGCAGAGCAAACCCCAUGUCUCCGUUCAGACCGCUCAAGGAAACAAAAUCUUUGCCCCUGAGGAAAUCUCCGCUAUGGUCCUCACCAAGAUGAAGGAAACCGCUGAGGCUUACCUCGGAAAGAAGGUUACCCACGCUGUCGUUACCGUCCCCGCCUACUUCAACGAUGCUCAGCGUCAGGCCACCAAGGACGCCGGUAUCAUCGCUGGUCUCAACGUUAUGAGGAUUAUCAACGAACCCACUGCCGCCGCCAUCGCUUACGGUCUUGACAAGAAAGAAGGAGAAAAGAACGUCCUUGUCUUUGACUUGGGUGGUGGUACCUUCGACGUGUCUCUGCUCACCAUCGACAACGGUGUGUUCGAAGUAGUCGCGACUAACGGUGACACUCACUUGGGUGGUGAGGACUUCGACCAGAGGGUCAUGGAGCACUUCAUCAAACUGUACAAGAAGAAGAAGGGCAAGGACAUCAGAAAGGACAACCGCGCCGUCCAGAAACUGCGUCGUGAAGUUGAGAAGGCCAAGAGAGCUCUGUCUUCCAGUCACCAGGUCAAGAUCGAAAUCGAGUCCUUCUUCGAAGGUGAAGACUUCUCUGAGACUCUGACCAGGGCGAAGUUCGAGGAAUUGAACAUGGACCUCUUCAGAUCUACCCUCAAACCCGUACAGAAGGUGUUGGAAGACGCCGACAUGAACAAGAAGGAUGUUGAUGAGAUUGUGCUGGUCGGUGGUUCCACUCGUAUCCCCAAGGUUCAACAGCUGGUCAAGGAAUUCUUCAACGGCAAGGAGCCAUCCCGAGGCAUCAACCCCGACGAGGCUGUCGCUUACGGUGCUGCCGUCCAGGCUGGUGUGCUCAGCGGAGAACAAGACACUGACGCUAUCGUGCUGCUCGACGUCAACCCUCUGACCAUGGGUAUCGAGACCGUCGGAGGAGUGAUGACCAAGCUGAUCCCCCGUAACACUGUCAUCCCCACCAAGAAGUCCCAGAUCUUCUCCACCGCCAGCGACAACCAGCACACCGUCACCAUCCAAGUGUACGAGGGCGAGCGUCCCAUGACCAAGGACAACCAUCUCCUCGGAAAAUUCGACUUGACCGGAAUCCCGCCAGCGCCUCGUGGUAUCCCGCAAAUUGAGGUCACAUUCGAGAUUGACGCCAACGGUAUUCUGCAAGUGUCUGCCGAGGACAAGGGAACAGGAAACAGGGAGAAGAUCGUCAUCACAAAUGACCAGAACAGACUGACGCCAGAGGAUAUCGAGAGGAUGAUCAAGGACGCAGAGAAGUUCGCUGACGACGACAAGAAGCUGAAGGAGCGCGUCGAGUCGAGGAACGAGCUCGAGAGCUACGCAUACUCUAUCAAGAAUCAGCUCCAGGACAAGGAGAAACUCGGCGCUAAGGUCAGUGAUGACGAAAAGGCAAAGAUGGAGGAAGCCAUCGAUGCGGCCAUCAAAUGGUUGGAAGACAACCAGGACGCCGACUCAGAAGAAUACAAGAAACAAAAGAAGGCGGUGGAGGAUGUCGUCCAGCCCAUCAUUGCCAAGCUGUACCAAGGCCAGGGUGGUGUGCCCCCGCCCGGCGCCGGCGAGGAUGAAGACUUCAAGGACGAGUUGUAACAGACCGAACUCUAAGUGAUCGCAGCAAAUGAUCUCCAGCUUGCUGCUCGGUCACGGCCCACGCACGGAUACGAUGUGUUUUAGCUCGUGUUGUGUAUUUAUUGUGUGCGAGUAGAGUGUGUUCGAGUGAGUGAACGGACCUGAGCGGCUGUGUUCUGUAUAAAUUGAUGCAUUUUAUUUUUAGUGAAAGCAAUAGUCUGCGAGACGCGUGGGAUCCAUGACAGUCGCAGAUGCCUAUCUCGCUGGUGUGAAGUUAGUCUCGCCAACUCGGAGACUACCUCAGUGUUCUUUAAUGUAUGUAAUUAUUUUGAGACUGCAGAAUGUUAGUUCAUAAUUAGCAGAUUAAAUUAAAUAAUUAUGUAGUAAUUUAAAUGAAUUUCAAUCGAAGUACGGAGGGAGUACAUAAUAAUAAAAACAUUUUUCUAAGGAA